AUGACCAAAGAUCUCUUCGAGCAGUCAAAUCAAAACGGCGGAACGGAGAUGCACGGCUGGGAGCUAGCCACGCAAACUCGAGCCCACGACGACUACGAGGAGUUGACAGAUGAGUUGACAGGGGUGAACGCGGCAGACACAGAAGAUAAAUUCAAAGCAUUUUUCAACGACCACGACUCGUCGCAUCACAUGGCGCUGUACCGGACGCUCGGGGGACAAGGGCAACCAAGCGAGCACAACGUCGACGUUCUGUGGGACAAGUUGCAAGCAAAGGCGACUAGUAGUGAAAGUGUGGAAGAUGUCGUUGGUCAUUACAUGUCCCCUCUCCUCAAUCAUGACAAUGUGGAUGACCUCCUCCAUGUGGAAGGCGACGAUCCGGAGGAAAGCCAUGGCGUGCUUUCGCCUACCGUACCGCCGGGUGACGCGGUGCAUGAAAGCAUAGAACCUGCGCAAGCGGCGCCGACAGACGGGAUUGCAGGCACCGGGAUCUCGACGUGGACUGCCGGGGAAUUGCUGGCUGUUGGUGCGACUGUUGGGGGUACUUUCUACUUAAAAAGCCAAGCA
Messenger RNA from Amoebophrya sp. A120, 564 nucleotides. NCBI's taxonomy places the organism in Eukaryota, Dinophyceae, Syndiniales, Amoebophryaceae. The record is from the annotation of a GenBank genome assembly.